Messenger RNA from Gadus macrocephalus (Pacific cod), 2161 nucleotides. RefSeq lists its product as uncharacterized. Lineage: Eukaryota; Metazoa; Chordata; Actinopteri; Gadiformes; Gadidae. The record is from RefSeq and is a predicted model, not a curated record. The transcript has 2 exons. The coding region runs from base 31 to 1185 and encodes 384 amino acids. Gene Ontology annotation, molecular function: zinc ion binding; nucleic acid binding.
AGGAAAUGGCCGGAGGGUGAUCAGGCGUUAAUGUUACAAUGCGUCCUGACCGGUAGAGCCCAGGAGGCGUACUCAACUUUGAGUGCUGCUGAUUGUAAGGUGUACAAGCGAGUUAAGUCUGCGGUGCUUAAAGCAUAUGAGUUGGUGCCUGAGGCGUACCGGCAGCGGUUCCGUGGUUGGAAAAGAGGAAAUAAACAGUCUCAUGUGGAGUUUGUGCGAGGUCUGACUGCCCAUUUUUGUCAUUGGUGUGCAGCGUCUGAGGUGGACACGUUUGAGAAACUGUGCGACUUGGUAAUAUUAGAACAGUUUAAAAACUCGGUACCUAAAAAUGUGGAGAAUAAAGUAGGUAUUCCUGGUCAGGCGGCUGUGUUGGCCGAUGAGUACGUGUUGAUUCAUAAAAGCAAUUUCAAUGCGUUAAGUUCAGAUAAUGUGCGCAGGGAGAGUUAUGGUCAUCAAAAAGGUGCAUCAGGCUCUUAUGCUAAGAGUGAGCAUGGCAUGCGAGAAAGGCAGGCAGAAGGUAGAACGUGUAAUUACUGCAAAGGCGGUGGGCAUUGGAAGAGUGAGUGUCCGGUCCUCAAAUCAAAAAAUAAAUUCUCCGGUACGCAAGUAAGACCAGCGGCUUUGGCCAGUUCACUCAGCCCAGCGGUAGUGGUUGAGGAGCAGGUUGAAGCCAGGCGGCAGAAGAGCAUGGAGGAUUUUGGACCGUUCAUUUCUGAGGGUUUGGUCUCUUUGCCGGGUAGUGUUGAACAGGUGCCAGUAAAGAUACUGCGGGAUACCGGCUCAUUGGACUCAUUUGUGUGCAAGUCUGUUUUACCCUUCUCGUCGAAGACUGACACAGGACACUUUGUGCUGGUCAGAGGAAUGGGGAUGGUGGUGUUCCCUGCACCUGUGCAUAGGCUGUGUCUUGACUCAGGUUUGGUGAAAGGAGAUGUUGAGAUGGGUGUGCGCACUGAGUUGCCGGUGGAUGGGGUGGACAUAAUUCUGGGGAACGGUCUUGCUGGGGUGCAGGUGUGGGCUGAUGGUCCUUCUCCCAAUAUAGUCACUAAAAGUGUGCCUGGUCAAGAUCGACCAGACAGUGUUUCAGAUGUUGCCGUUGUGUAUCCGGUCUGUGCUGUGACGCGUGCCAUGACCACUGCGUGUGACGCACAGUCUUGCUACCAAGAAGUCAGAGUUGGAACCUGCUGAACUUUGUGUGACUUUGCCUGAUCAGUUUAAGUCUAUGUCACGAUCUGAGUUGGUUGCAGAGCAGGAAAAUGAUGAUAGUUUAAAAGAACUGUUUGACAAAGUACUUUCGCUUGGUGAGAUACUUAGUUCUGCUCAAGGCUAUUUUAUUCAGGAAAGCUUAUUGUUUAGGAAAUGGGUGCCCCAUGCAGAAGCUUUUGUUGGGAACCUGUUUUUCAGUUUGUAGUGCCAAGAAGGUUUCGGGACUUGGUGUUGCAAACUUGUCAUGAUAAUGUAGCUGGGCAUCCAGGGGUAAAGAAAACAUAUGACCGGGUGUUGCGGUACUGUUUUUGGCCCCGCCUGAAGCGUGAUGUCUUAGCAUAUGUCAAAACGUGUCAUACAUGUCAGUUAACCGGCAAGCCAAACCAGUCAAUCAGACCGGCUCCACUUUGUCCAAUUCCUGUGGUUGAGCAGCCAUUUGCACAUUUGAUUAUUGACUGUGUCGGGCCGUUGCCUUGUUCAAAACUAGGUCAUAGUUAUUUGCUGACUGUCAUGUGCCAGGUAACCAGGUAUCCAGCGGCGUAUCCACUCCGAAAUAUAUCUACUAAAUCGGUGGUGAAGGCUUUGACACAGUUUAUUUUGGUGUUUGGGAUUCCAAAAAUUAUUCAGAGCGAUCAAGGCUUGAAUUUUACAUCCGGUAUGUUUGCCGAAAUACUGAAGCAGCUUCACAUUAAGCAUAAUAAAGCUUCGGCUUAUCAUGCGCAAUCACAGGGCGCCCUAGAGCGUUUUCAAACGCUGAAGUCUCUACUGCGCUCUUAUUGUACAGAGUUGGGGUGUGACUGGGAGGAGGGGCUGCCGUGGCUCUUGUUGGCAGCCAGAGAAGUGGUUCAGGAGAGCACAGGUUUUAGCCCCAAUGAUUUGGUGUUUGGUCACAAGGUACGGGGUCCCAUGGCUGUGUUGGGAGAUAGCUGGGAAAUAACAAAUCCUCCCCAAAAUUUGC